Molecule: messenger RNA, 380 nt
Organism: Meloidogyne enterolobii
Lineage: Eukaryota; Metazoa; Nematoda; Chromadorea; Rhabditida; Meloidogynidae
Source: the annotation of a GenBank genome assembly
UUUUUAGAGAAAAUUGUUUUUUUCUGGUGUAGUGGGUUAAAUUUAAUUUUUGAAGUAAGGUGGGCGUGGGUUCGAACCCCUUAUCGGGUAACCUUUUUAUUUUGUGAAGAAAUAGCCCGGGAAAUGUUUUGGAAAAUAUCUUUUAUUGAAAAUAAAAAAUUACGUCUUUGGUGUAGUGGGUUAAACUUGAUUUAAUGGAAAAAAGUAGUUGGAGGUUCGAACCCAUCACCGGGUAUGAAUGGACAAUAAUGGAAUGCAGUGAAUGUGGUACUCAUAUUGGUUGGCGUUUUACUACCUCAUCAGAAGAUCUUACUCCAAGCCAGUUUUUUGGAAUUUCUAGACGCUCUUUUAAAUUAGCUUAUCAAAAAGAGGAGGAAUAA